Striga asiatica is the source of this 1860-nucleotide messenger RNA. NCBI's taxonomy places the organism in Eukaryota, Viridiplantae, Streptophyta, Magnoliopsida, Lamiales, Orobanchaceae. The record is from the annotation of a GenBank genome assembly.
UUUUGAUUACUGCACUAUAGGUCUAUAUAUCUCUCUAUAGCUUCAUGAGUUCCACACUACCAUGAAGCUGAUCAAGUUCUCUCUCACAACACCACACGCACUAAUUAUCCUUUCCCUCUUAAAAUUACAACACCUGUUCAAACAAAACCCCAAUUCAAGAAAACCAUAAAACCAAAAAACAUUUGUAUUGUUCCUUAAAAUCCACUGAAAUUAGCACAAAAGCUUCAAAACUAAAAAAGAAAGCAUCUUUUCUACGACAUAUAUAGUAGCUAAAGCCACACACACACACACUAAGAGAGAGAGAGAGAGAGAGUCUUUUAACAGCCUUUUCUCAGUACACUCCACAAACUUCUCUUUCCCUUCUAUAAAAUUCUGUCUUGAUUUCAGACAUUAUAUGCAGAUGUUGAAGCAUAUUUCUCUUUGUGCCUUUCAAUGCCCUUCCUUUUGAAAGAGGGUAAACAGACAAAAAAUUGAGAGUGGUGUGCUCUUUUCGUCUCAUUUUCUCCUUUUUCAUUGUUUAUAUAAUUUAUACCAAAAAUUAAUAAAUAAGUAAUUCGAAGGGUAUGUUGGACUACGCUUGGGGAAACCCGCCGCCGAUCAUGCUCUCCGGCGACGAUAGCCCCCACGAUCCCGAGCCGACCCGCCACGUCUUCAACCCUUACGCCGCCCAAAACUUCCCGGAAACCGCCGCCGCCAUCAUCAACACGGAAACCCACUUCGUCGCCGCCGGAGGUGGCGUCUGCGGCGGCCACCUCCCUUUCCCCCCACCGCAGAACCCAAACCCCCAAUUCACCACCCCAUUCUACGACCCACGCGCCACCUACGGCGCGUCCGCCACCUCCUACUCCCACCACCAGCCGCCGCCGAUGCUGACCCUCGAGCCGGCCGGGCCGAACGGAUUCUUGGUGGUCCCGAAAACCGAGCCGGCGGUGGUCGGGGGCGGGCUGGAGUUCAACGCCGUGGAGUACAGCAGCAGGAUCGGGCUGAACCUCGGCGGCCGGACCUACUUCGCCUCGUCGGAGGACGACUUCGUGAACCGGCUCUACCGCCGGUCCAGGAUCCUCGACUCCGGUUCGGGCAACUCGCCCAGGUGCCAGGCCGAGGGCUGCCACGCGGACCUGAGCCACGCCAAGCACUACCACCGCCGCCACAAGGUGUGUGAGUUCCACUCCAAGGCCGCCACCGUCAUCGCUGCCGGACUCACCCAGCGGUUUUGCCAGCAGUGCAGCAGGUUUCAUUUGCUGUCGGAAUUUGACAACGGGAAAAGGAGUUGCCGGAAAAGGCUCGCCGAUCAUAACCGGAGAAGAAGAAAGUCAUCGCAGCAAACUAAUAAUCAAGAAAACAGUAGCAAGCCACAGCUUGAUAACAAUGCAACUAAUUCCUCCGAUAGCUUAGCAAGGUCCCCACCGGAUUCCGGCCAGCUUUCGUCUUCUGUCACGGUGGCUAUUUCGCCGCCGAAAAUCUCUCUCGACUGCUUUGGACACAGAUCUUAUAAUGCUGGUGUGGGCCCCACCACCUCGUCCAGUGCUUCGACGAGCUCCCUUUUCUACUCCAACGGCGGCUGAUUGUAUAAUUUGCAAUCCAAUUGGAAUUUAUUGUAUAAUUUAAUUUUUUAGAGUUUCAAGAAUGACAAGGAAAUGUUCCAAGAAAAAUUUGGCAGCCCUUAAAAGCUUGAUAAGCUGCAGAAUUAAUUUUAGCUACGAUUAAGUACUGAUAAUAACACGGCACGUGGAGAUUUUAUUAUCAGCCAAUUUUUAUCAUAGAGUUCGCAGCACGUAGGUGUUAAUUAUUGACCUUUUGGCUAGUCAAAAUUUCAUGUCUUUGAAAAUCCAUUUUACCUGCAGCACAUUAUCAUUGUUG